CGGUGGUGUUCAACGUGAUCGUGAUGAAGUUCGUGCUCACCACCGGCAUCGUCCCCUCCCUCAACGUCUCCGCCGGCCUGCUCGGCUUCUUCUUCGUCCGGACGUGGACGGCAGCGCUCGGGAGGGCUGGCCUCCUCCGCCGCCCCUUCACCCGCCAGGAGAACACCGUCAUCCAGACAUGCGUCGUCGCCGCCUCCGGCAUCGCCUACAGCGGGGGCUUCGGAAGUUACCUCUUUGCCAUGAGUGAAACCAUCGCCAAGCAAUCCACAGUAGCCAACGAUUCACAGAACAUAAAGAAUCCAAGACUAGGAUGGAUGAUCGGCUUCCUCUUUGUUGUUAGUUUCCUGGGAUUGUUCUCCCUCGUGCCCUUGAGAAAGAUAAUGAUCAUCGACUACAAGCUGACCUAUCCGAGUGGCACCGCGACGGCGAACCUAAUCAACAGCUUCCACACCCCUCAGGGAGCCAACCUAGCGAAGAAGCAGGUGAGAACGCUGGGCAAGCUCUCGGUAUGCAGUUUCCUUUGGGGUUUCUUCCAGUGGUUUUACACAGGUGGAAAGGACUGUGGCUUCAUCAACUUCCCUUCGUUAGGCCUCAAGGCUUACGACAACAUGUUCUACUUUGAUUUUUCGGCUACUUACGUUGGGGUCGGGAUGAUUUGCCCAUACAUCGUGAACAUAUCUGUGCUCUUGGGAGGCAUUCUCUCAUGGGGAAUCAUGUGGCCUCUGAUAGGCAACAAGAAAGGCGAUUGGUACCCGGCAGACGCGUUGGGCAGUCUUGAUGGGCUCCAAGGUUACAGGGUGUUCAUAGCAAUCGCCUUGAUCCUUGGAGAUGGCCUCUACAACUUCGUCAAGGUCAUGGGCAAGAGCACAGCCGCCUUCGCGUCACAGAUCAGAAGCAGAAGAUCUGCAAGAACGCACACCUUCGCCAUUGACACAUCGGCCGUCUCCUUCGACGACAAGCGCCGCACCGAGCUCUUCCUUCAAGACCAAAUCCCAAAACCAAUCGCCUACGGAGGCUAUCUCCUCCUCGCUGCUGUCUCGACCGCAACGCUGCCCCGCAUCUUUCCCCAGCUGCGGUGGUACUAUGUGUUGGUGGUCUACGUGUUCGCACCGGCGCUGGCGUUCUGCAACGCCUACGGCGCUGGCCUCACCGACUGGUCCCUUGCGUCGACCUAUGGGAAGCUUGCAAUCUUCGCCAUCGGCGGGUGGGCUGGCGCCGCCCACGGCGGCGUUCUUGCCGGCCUCGCUGCUUGUGGCGUCAUGAUGAACAUCGUCUCCACGGCCUCGGACCUGAUGCAGGACUUUAAGACAGGGUAUCUGACUCUGGCCUCACCGAGGUCCAUGUUCAUCAGCCAAGUAAUCGGCACUGCCAUGGGCUGCGUCAUCGCCCCAUCCGUCUUCUGGUUGUUCCUGAAGGCGUUCGACGACAUCGGCAUCCCCGGAUCGGAGUACCCAGCACCUAAUGCCCUUGUUUAUCGUAACAUGGCCAUACUUGGGGUGGAAGGCUUCUCAUCGUUGCCGAAGAACUGCCUCACCCUCUGUUAUGUCUUCUUUGCUGCUGCUAUUCUCAUCAACCUGCUGAGGGACGUGACCGGGAAGAAGGUGGGCAGGUGGAUACCGCUCCCCAUGGCCAUGGCGAUACCGUUCUACUUGGGAUCUUACUUCGCCAUAGAUAUGUGCGUGGGCAGCUUGAUCUUGUUCGUCUGGGAAAGGAUCAACAAGGCCAAGGCAGACGCAUUCGCGCCAGCCGUGGCUUCGGGUUUGAUCUGCGGUGACGGAAUAUGGUCUCUUCCGCAGUCUUUUCUUGCUCUUGCUAAAGUGAAGCCACCCAUAUGCAUGAAGUUUUUGUCGAGGAGCAUCAACCUGAAGGUGGAUUCAUUCAUCGAAUCCCUGUCUCCGUAGCAGAUUUGAUCCAGUAAAUAGCAGAGUAUCUGACAAUAAAGAACAAUUGCAGACGAGAUUAAACAGAAGAUGGUGAUCUAUAGGAGGCAAAGGAUAAGAAUCCUCCAAAUUUUAGUUGUGCUCUGUUAUUGUAUAGAACAUGCUUCUCAUAUAUAUACUACAAUAUACAGUGCUGGAGUCAUCUCCAUGUAGCUAAAUAACAUUUUCUACCAUCUUAUUUGGAGUUACAUUGAGGCUGCUUCUUAAGCUCUACUGAUUGCUUCCAUGAAGCCUAAUCAACAGUUCAGGCAUCACUUGAAUCUGAUGAAAUGAAAAGGUAGGACAAAUAGAUGUUUUAUGGUUCUUGACCAGAGCAAGAAAGAGAUUGAAAUGUCAACAAUUCAAGAAAGCAUGUCCAGAAUCUUGCUAUGUAACCCCUUUUUCCAAUAAGAACUCCUACAAUGCAUAAACUACCCAACAAAGCCGCCAAGAUCUUUCAUGUUUGAUACUCUUGAUAAGGUAUAUUUUUGGUCCAGCAUCACGAGCAAUGCCACAUAGCAUUGUAACCAAGUAAGCAAGAGGGGCACCCCUACGCAUCAAGCCAGGGACCGUAUCAAGGCGUGGAUCGACACGUCCCGUCCCGGAAAGAGUUCCGUGCGUCCCGGAGCGACAACCGCACGAAGGUGCCACCUCACCUCCUGAGGAUCGACUGCUACGCCUGCGUACAUAAAAGG
This is a messenger RNA of Musa acuminata subsp. malaccensis (wild Malaysian banana), 2614 nucleotides long. The record is from RefSeq and is a predicted model, not a curated record. Lineage: Eukaryota; Viridiplantae; Streptophyta; Magnoliopsida; Zingiberales; Musaceae.